Molecule: messenger RNA, 339 nt
Organism: Ipomoea nil (Japanese morning glory)
Lineage: Eukaryota; Viridiplantae; Streptophyta; Magnoliopsida; Solanales; Convolvulaceae
Product: cold and drought-regulated protein CORA-like
Exons: 2
Coding region: 58-339 (93 amino acids)
Source: RefSeq, a predicted model, not a curated record
UCUUCAGUUUUCUUCAUCCUUCAACUAUCAAUCUUACAUAGUAAAGACUUUUUAAAAAUGGGUUCAAAGGUUUUUGUUCUCCUCGGCCUUUCUUUGACUGUGUUUCUCUUGAUCGCUUCCGAGGUUACGGCCGAGACUACUACUACUUCAGUUGAACCAACAAAAGCUGAGAAAGCAAGUGGGGUUGCUGGAUUUGGACGUGGAUGGGAAAAUGGAUAUGGGCACGGUGGACAUGGCGGUGGUGGGUAUGGGCACGGUGGGCACGGCGGUGGCGGCUAUGGUCACGGUGGACACGGCGGUGGGUUUCAAGGAAUAAUAACGAAGCAGAAGCAUAACUAA